AUGCAUCAAACACAAUUCCAACAUACUUUCAGCACACUAUCGCCCAUGUCUGAUUUUGUUGGCAAGACCAUCUCCUUAAUUUCUAAAAAGAAUUUAAGGUAUGUCGGUAUAUUAGAAAACAUAAAUGCCGACGAUGCUACAAUUGCAUUGAAAUCGGUAAGAAUGUUUGGUACUGAAGGUAGAUUAGGACAACCACAUUUGGAAGUUCCUCCAGGAAACGACAUUUAUGACUACGUUGUAUUCAGAGGCAAUGACGUGGAAGAUUUAUCAGUUUUAGAUGUCCCUAUUGAGCAAGUGAGACCAGUGUAUCCCCCCAUUGGAACGUCUGGGUUGUAUCCCACACCAACUUCGCAACAACCACCAUACCCACAACAGUUCCCCCCACAACCAACUUCAACCAAUGUGAAUCAACCGGGACCAAGUCCAGCACAAGCUGCAACAGCUCCAACUGAAACUUCUGGUGCCGUCCCUCGUGAACAACCACAGCCAACAAAAACAACUCAAGAACAGCCACCCACAAAGAGUACUAAUGAAACCGAGCCUGGUUCAUUACCCAAUGAAGCAGCAAAGGAAAACAUUGAAGAAAAGGAUGUGGCACAAUCUCAGCCCGGGUCAAGGCCAAAACCAAAACAUACAAAUUUGGACUUUAAAGAAGAUUUCGAUUUUGAACAGUCUAAUGCCAAAUUUCAAAGAGAAGUGAAAGAGCAAGACGAAGGUCCAAAGUACAACAAGCAGUCAUCGUUUUUUGAUUCAAUUUCAUCAUCAACUGAGGAAAAAGGAAAUAACAGGAAUAGAUGGGCAGAAGAGAGAAAUUUAAACUUUGACACUUUUGGUGAAUCUGGUGCAAGAGGCGGAAGAGGUAGAGGAAGGGGAAGAGGUGGCAGAGGUAGAGGAAGGGGAAGAGGCAGAGGUAAUUGGAGAGGAAGAAGUGAACCAAAACCUGAAUGGGCGUAG
Molecule: messenger RNA, 954 nt
Organism: Lodderomyces orthopsilosis Co 90-125
Lineage: Eukaryota; Fungi; Ascomycota; Pichiomycetes; Serinales; Debaryomycetaceae
Exons: 1
Coding region: 1-954 (317 amino acids)
Biological process (GO): P-body assembly; cytoplasmic stress granule assembly
Cellular component (GO): P-body
Molecular function (GO): mRNA binding
Source: RefSeq, a predicted model, not a curated record